Spinacia oleracea (spinach) is the source of this 3038-nucleotide messenger RNA. RefSeq lists its product as uncharacterized. Lineage: Eukaryota; Viridiplantae; Streptophyta; Magnoliopsida; Caryophyllales; Amaranthaceae. The coding region runs from base 220 to 2730 and encodes 836 amino acids. The record is from RefSeq and is a predicted model, not a curated record. The transcript has 3 exons.
UAAACUAAUAAUUAGAUAAGUAUAUUAGUACCUUACUUUGCUUACAAUUUACUUACACAAUACAAUCACUCCACCAUUUUCGUAAGCCACCGGGGACCUCUUUCCGAGAUCAAAGAUUUUCUCUGCAAAAAAACAUUAUACUUCAGAAAAGGAGGCUAUGCUAUGGAGGUUAAAGAAGAGGCGCCGUACUAGUGCAUUACACCAAUUGAGCUUGUUACUAUGCCUCCGACAGCACUGUCGAAAAACAAGAGUUUAGCAUCUUCUGGUGACAUUGAUCAUGAAUUGGAUUACAGAAGGACAUCAAGACAGCACCAAACAUCGAGGUUUGCUAGGGAGAAGCCUUUGUCUCCAAGAACUAGUCAAAGUUUGAAGUUCAAAGAUAAGGUCGUCAUUCGUCCUCCACAUUCUGAUCUUCCCCUUGAGUUUGUGAAAAAUGCUAAUAAUGUGUUUGUCGUCCAAACAAAGUGUUCUGGCAGUCAUCAGCAGCCUCAGGAGAGGAAAGGUGCGAGUAAGGAGGAGGAGGAGCUUGUUAAGUACAUGUCCAAGGUGCCUGGUUUUCUUCAAAGAGGAGAAAAGGUCCAAGAUAAUGCUUUAAAUUUUGGAGUUCUUGAUUGGGGUCGUCUACAGAAAUGGACACACAAACAUGAAAAAACCUUAGAGAGUGAGAGAAUUACUAGACCUGCCGCUGGAAGUUGUUCUUCAUCUGCUACGGAAAAUUCUGAGGCUUUGUUUCUCUGCAGAGAGCAACCUGGUAUUUCUAAUAGUAAUUCAGCCCACAUACUUGAUUUUUCUCCAGUUGUCAAACCUCUUAGUAGAAAGCCACUGAACCGCACAGUUCUGAAAACCUCAUCAAACAGUACCACAGAUGAGAAGCAGAAAACCAGCAAGAAAAAUACUCAUAGAAAAAAAGAUUCUGCAAAUUCCAUAUCUGCCAAAUACAAGGAAAACUCUUCGAGUGGCGAUGGUUGUGUGCUAAAAAUGAGUGAUUGUAAUCAUGAAAUCUUAGCAGCAGGGAACAGAAAAGUCAGCAACUCGGAUAGUGAUGCAUUAAAGUGUUGUGAGAACAUUGAAGGACUUAGACUUGAUACUCCACAUCAGUAUUUCUCUGGUAAGCAGGAGGGCAUUGUUCUCCUCUUGCCCAAAGAUUUCUCUGGUUCUGCAAGCUCAGAGGUGCAUCAUAGAUCAUCACUCGAUGGGAAGUCAGUUGAUCAUAACUGGGGUAGCUUUUCUGAUAUAUUUUCCAUUGAUGAGAUUCACCCAGAUGAGUCAUUUUAUGAUAUUCCACAUUCUUGCUCCCUGAAAAAUGCAGUUGAGACAGAGAAGGAACUGGAUUUAAAGCUUGAUACUUUGAUCAGAGCUCAGGGCAUUGAGAGUCCAGUCAACCCGUCAAAUAUGUCUUUGCACUCUACUGAGAAUAAAAUAGAAGUAGCAACAAGUACUUCAGCUGAAACGGCUGGAGAUAGUUUAAGACAUCGGUUUAGUAGUGGCAUAGCUAGGAUGACGAAAAGCCUUAGCUUUAGAGAGGGUUCAGUUCAACCUCCAAUUAGCUCCACUUAUGUAAGUGCCAAGUCUGGUCCUGCUAAACCCGAGUGUUUCACUUAUAGUGAAUCUCGAAGCAUCAAAGCAAAUAUGAGUGCCAGAGCAAGAGCUAGUCCUUUAAGAAGACUACUAGACCCAUUUCUGAAAUCUAAGGUCCCAAACCAAGUGAGUGAAAAGUCAAAUGAGUUGAUAAUGAAGCAGCCAAUACCUACAGAAGUGGCUGAGAAUGAAAAACACGAGGCAUCAACAGUUAAAGCACUUUUGCAUCUUUCAGUUAAGAGUGGGUUACCUUUGUUUAAGUUUGUGGUUGAAAUUAAAAAUGAGAUAUUUGCAACUACGGUUAAAACAUUAAGCACACUAGAAAAGGAUGGUAUCAGAUGGUUAUACACUUUCUGUUCUGUUAAUAGAGCCCAAAAGAGGAGUGGUGGCCGGAAAAUUCAAGGGUUUAAACGAUCUGGAUUUGGGUACAAUGUUGUUGGUCAAAUGACGGUUUCAGAACCUCAUUUUCCAAGCUGGUGUAAACAGGAAUCCAAUGGAGGAAACAAGAUAAAAGAAUCAGUCUUGUAUAGUGUUGGUGUAAACAAUAUAGAUGGUGCAACUUCAGAAUUCAAGAAAAGCAGAGAGCUGGCGGCGAUAGUAGGAAACAUGCCUGAUACUACUGGGAAAAGCAGCAUUACUUAUGACGAGUAUAAUCUGGAUAACUGGUUUUCUGACUUGGAACAUGAGAAUUUGGGGCAUGUAGUUGUCAUACUACCAGGUUCCGACCACAGCUUGCCUCAUGAAGGUGUGCCGUCUUCUUUGAUUAACCGUUGGAGAUCAGGCGGAUCAUGUGAUUGUGGAGGGUGGGAUAUUGGGUGCAAGUUGAGAAUUCUCACUGACAGGCGACACCACAAGGUUGUACAAACUCAAUUUGAUCUAUAUGAUCAGGGAGAAGCUAAGAAACACAGGCCUUUCUUUAGGAUGAUUCCUCUUCGAAAUGGACUUUUCUCAGUGGAAUUUGAUGCCAAAAUUACUUCUUUGCAAGCAUUUUCGGUAUCUGUUGCACUGAUCAACAGUCGAAAACCAGACACAAUAGACCAAGGUGAAUCAAAAGAGGAGUUUGGUGGGACAAAUGCCUCUAUGGACAAUAGCUAUGAAGGCCAUGACAUCUAUGCCCCACCUCCGCCCCUCUCUCCUGUUGGCAGAGUAUAAGUCAGGCUAAUAGUCGAAGUAGACUUGUGAGGCAAUUACGUAGCUUCAAAAUGAGUUGGGUUUUAGAUACAGUGUAGCAAUUAACAUCCUCCUCUUUGUAUCCAGUAAAAUGUUGGAAACGUCUUCAGUAGUAUCAGCAGUAAAGGAUAUACUUGUGCAAAACAUUAGUUACUUAACAAGUCCAAAUUUUCAAUGUUAGAUGAUCAGCAAAAAGGCUAAAAGCAUUUAAGCUCUUUGAACAUAUGUGUCUCAGACACUUUUCUAUGUACAGCUGGUUGUACAUAGUGCAUGGAACAACCAAUUCUUGA